GAUCGAGACGCCGCCAGGACGGUCCGCAGAUCGUAGUCGUUCGCCGUCCAGUACGUGACCAGUCACGGUAUACGUCCUGCUACACUUGUCGGGAAUUAACCGGUUUCGGGAUUUCCGUUUGAAAAAACAGGAUAAUUCGGAUAAUCCAUGGCCACGUACUUACCACGAACCGCAAUCGUGGCGGCGGUCUGUCUGCUCCAGACCGCGGUUAUCGCCGAGAUCCUUAGACCCGUCUGGCAACAGUAUUAUCCAGGACACCAUGCAUACGGCAUACGGUAUUUCGAAAAGUUAGCAUCCAUACGGGAAAACUUUGAAAAGGGUGUGCCGCACAACAAAUGGGGUUUUUACAAUCGUAUGGACGUUACUUCGAACAGCAACAAAAAGCGAAGACUGCGCAUGGGAAGCGGAUGGUACAAGCUCGUACCUCCCACGGGAGCUGAGAUCAACUGUGAGUUCCCGUCUACCGUGCCAGUGAUAUCCAACAUUGUCUGGGAACGUGUGGACCCGGGUAAAGUCGACAAGGAGUUCGCACUCAGGCGGCUGGGAGAAAUGCAAACAUAUGAUAUGCACCUGAGGCCCAGGGGGAGUACGCUGCAUUUCCACGACGUGACACCGUUAGACAAAGGUCUGUACAGAUGUAUGGCGUCGUCUGUGGAUAAGCUGACGGGCGAAUCGCAAACAAUAUUUCAAGACACAGAGUUCUACCCGAACAUAUAAUAAUAGUAAUAAUAUUUUGCAACUGCUGUUGUUGUUAUAAGAUUAUGACGGCUGCGCCGCAACUGGCAUAAUGGGACCUAGUCGUCGUGUGUCAUAGUGCUCUACUGCAUCAGGUGUGCAUUAUUAUAUUACACGAGCGCGAACCAAUGGAAUACAGAUUAAAUUUUCUGCUGCGGGUGUCUUAGACGGUUUAUAUUCAAAUAAAUCGUUUUCGGGUCCACGGUAAAAAAAAAAAAAAAUUCUAUUCCACCGCACUACUCGUAGUUAAUUAAUAGCCCAUCGCUUGGUCAAACACUAUUAUAUUAGACUUUUUUUUGUAAUAACCCCCCUCCCCAUUCUUCUUAAAGACGAUAUUAUUAUAUAGACGAUGUUGUUUAGUUUUUUAUCGUGACAGCUACACAACAGCUGUACAACUAUCGUUUGUGUCAAACAUGUAAACGACUAAAAAAACCAUAGCACUUCUAAUUGUUAUAAUUUAUCACUGUUUAUUAGGUAUUAUAUUAUAGUAUAAAAUUAAUGCCGAGUUAUGUGUGUAUAAAAAAAGAGUUUAUAAUAUUUUGUUGUAUAUUUAAGAUUUAUUAUUAAAGAUUAUUGAAGAGAAAAUAAUGUAAUAUUGAAACUAUUUUAUAAGCAACGCUAGCUUACACUUAUUUGGUU
Messenger RNA from Adelges cooleyi (spruce gall adelgid), 1374 nucleotides. RefSeq lists its product as uncharacterized. The transcript is spliced from 4 exons. Lineage: Eukaryota; Metazoa; Arthropoda; Insecta; Hemiptera; Adelgidae. The record is from RefSeq and is a predicted model, not a curated record. The coding region runs from base 148 to 717 and encodes 189 amino acids.